Molecule: messenger RNA, 4244 nt
Organism: Sinocyclocheilus anshuiensis
Lineage: Eukaryota; Metazoa; Chordata; Actinopteri; Cypriniformes; Cyprinidae
Product: serine/threonine-protein kinase 17B-like
Exons: 7
Coding region: 756-1820 (354 amino acids)
Biological process (GO): intracellular signal transduction; protein phosphorylation; positive regulation of apoptotic process
Cellular component (GO): nucleus
Molecular function (GO): ATP binding; protein serine/threonine kinase activity
Source: RefSeq, a predicted model, not a curated record
CUGUCUGUCUAUCUCUCUGUCUGUCGUACAAUGGGCGAAUUCUAACGAACACGAUGAUGACGUGAGUGGUGACGCAGUACCUCAACGCUCGUGUUGGCAGCAGAGCAGAGAGCAGAAUUCGAAACCGUGGAACCGGAGGACAAGAGCCGAAUCCAAGAAUCGAAACCGAUUUACCUCAGCAUGGACUAACCAGUCAAGCGUGCUUAUUCUCUGUUCAACUUCUUUUAUUAUAGUUUAUUACAGAUAGUUUGUCCGCUGAACUACAGCUGUUGUUCCCGUGAGAAGAAGAGGAAGUCCGUUCUAAACUUUAGUGUAGUGACUUAACGUUAGUCUUGCAUGAAACAUAGCUCUGUCUGUCUGUCGGUCGGUGUGUAUUGUGAACAAAAUGAGGCGAAUCUCUUUUUGGACGUUUGUCUAAAUAAAGGACAGUUUAUUCUGGGAGUUAGCGGUAUUGUUGAGGGCUAAAUGAGCUAAUCUGUGCUAGCUGGAGGCUAGCAUCGGUUAUCGUGUUCAAACUCAACUGAACUCGCUCCACUGAAGCGAAUUAAUUUAUUGUCAACUCUUUCUGAAAAACCGCGAACUAAACACUCUUUUUCUGAAGCCUUUUCACUGUUGACGGCGUGAACACCGUGAAGAGGCCGCCGGUGGCAGUGGGUGUUUUUUUUUCUUCCUGGUUGUGAGUCUGAACAUGAGCAGAGUGCUGGUUAAGUGAUAACAAGCGGUCUGCAGACUUCACUGGACACUCGCUGGUGGUGAUGGCUCGGAGGAGGCUGGACAGUCGCAGUGGAUCCUCGGCUCUGCUGUCAGAGAUCCACACUCACAUCCACACGGAUGCGCUGGACGCCGUGUUUGACAUGAGCAACGAACUGGGCAGGGGGAAGUUUGCAGUGGUGAAGAGGUGUGUGGAAAAGACCACUGGGAAAGUCUUUGCUGCAAAGUUCAUCAAGAAGCGGCGACGAGGUCGCGACUGCAAGGCGGAGGUCAUUCAUGAGAUCGCUGUUUUAGAGGUGGCAAAGAACAACCCUCGUGUGGUGAACCUGCACGCUGUAUAUGAGACCGAUCACGACCUCGUUCUAAUGCUGGAAUAUGCGGCGGGUGGUGAGAUAUUUGACCACUGUGUGUCAGAGGAGCUGCUGCCUGAAGGUCAGAUAACCCGUCUGAUCAGACAGAUGCUUGAGGGAGUUCACUUACUGCACCAGAGCAGCGUGGUCCACCUGGACCUGAAGCCCCAGAAUAUUCUCCUGACGAAUCUGAGCCCAUUGGGGGAUAUAAAGAUAGUGGAUUUUGGCUUGGCCCGCAGGUUGGGCUCUGCUGGGGAGCUCAGAGAGAUUCUGGGAACCCCUGAGUAUGUUGCCCCUGAGAUCUUGAACUAUGAACCAAUCACCAUGGCAACAGACCUCUGGAGUGUGGGCGUGAUCGCCUAUAUGCUUGUGACAGGAGAGUCUCCUUUCGUUGGCGAGGAUAAACAGGAGACCUUCCUAAACGUAUCCCAGGUGAACGUGGACUACAGCAGAGACGCUUUCUCAAGGGUGUCUGAGCUGGCUGUUGACUUCAUCCAGAAACUGCUGGUCAAAACACCAGAGGAUCGUCCCAGUGCAGCCGAUUGCAUGACCCAUCCUUGGUUGUGGCUCCAUUGUCCAGGUUCUGAUCCGAUCCCCGUGACCCCACGCAUUCCCCGGGAAAGGAGUUUCGGUGGGAAGUGGUCCGCACCACCCGAGGAUCCUGAAGACAAAGAGAACAUUUUGGACUCGCCUCACGGCAAGAGGUUUCGCUUUGAGGAGGACAUGUCAGCCACGGGCGAUGGUGACCACUUAUGCUGAUCCGAAAGGGAAAUGCACAUGCACUGAAUAGCAUUGUCACGUUUUUGGUCCUUUUUGUUGGCCCCCACACAGCACCAGCAAACAUGCUUCUGUCCUAAUGCUGUUUUCACCAUCCUUUGGCCGACCAAAGAUGAUCUUUUCACAAAAGGGCCAAAUCUGGUGUAAUAUUAAUAUUAUAAUAGUGAGAAUCUUAGUAUCUAUGUUGCUGUCCUGUCUCACGAUGCUUUUUCCUGGCGUCUUUGGAUUUUAAAUUAUUAAUUUGAAUAUAUUUCUAUUUUAAUUGCCAUUCAGUAUCGAUUUUAUUUUCUGCUUAUCUUAGCCCAUAUUAAUCUCAACACUAUUUCCAUAACUGCACUUAAGGAAUUUUCCACAAUAAGGUAUUUGAAAAAGACAGAUGCAAGAGAGCGGCAGGGCAUUCAGUGCUUUUUAAUUCUGCUUUCACUGAAGAGAAUCUUUGUUCUUUGUGUCUCAACAUCAGAAAGAGUUUGUAUGAUUAGACUGUGUUGAUUCUGAAACACCUAGUGAGAUGGUCUCCUUUAAAAAGCUUCAGUACAGGAAUGCCCUCGGUGUAUGGGUGCGUGUUUUGUCUUACAUCCUCUUCUUUCUUGUGGUAUUGACACAUUAGUGGGCUCCGUAAAAAUGUGACUCAACUCAAACACGCACAACACACCCUGGAUUACACAAAUAUGUGUUUGUAUCGGUCAUAGAACUUCCUCCUAGAUAAUGACUAAAGAAAAGCAGGAAAGCACUUAAACCCUCUAUUAUAUGUGUUUGUGUCACUAAAAUAUGAGAAAAUAAUUGUGACCGCAUUAGAUUUUGUAAAUCGAAUGUAUCUAUUGAUUUUAAAAUCAUUCUUGUUUUAAAUGUUCCCUUUUUUACUGCCAACAUAUUGUAUAAUAAACUAUUGUUACGCACCAUUCUAGCGUUCCCCCAUGGCAGGCACCUAAUAUGUCAGUGCCUGUGAUGGUCAAUGAUAUACAUAUUCUUGAAAUGACCGUUUUUAUCUAUGCACCAAUCUGAGGUAACAGGGUUUUUGUUACCUUUUUUUUUUGAACAGGUGUUUUUAAGCUAAUGCUAUUAACUGAUGGAGGUUUCAGUACUUGUUCAUUCCGAGCCUUGUUCUCAGGGUUAGCUGUAACUGCAGUUUACCACUAUAUAUUUCUUCAGUGCCUUUGUGUGCAUUUUUUCUUCUAUGCGUACAGCCUGACUUCAUCUUCUGUAAUACCAGUGCAGCACAUUUAUGUGGCUGUAUUAUUAUUAAUGUUUAUCCUGUUUUAAUUGAGAUACUGGUACACACUUUAAACUGAUGGCCUGGUGUAUUUAAAGUAAAUUAUUUGUAUGCUCUUUUGGUUAUGGAAGUAUAUAUUGUAUUCAGUGGGAUUUAGAAAGGAGUGUUAGAGUUAAAGUUGUAUUUAUGGCCUUGGAUUAUGUAGGGCAUGAAAAGAUGGGUUAUCGAAGUUGGCUGUUAUUGUCAAAAUGAUAUGGUUAUGUUCUGAUAGUGAAGCAUGUUUUGUUGUGAUGAAAGUACAGGGUGUGAAUUCUGGAAUGAAGGCAAAUGAAUGUUAGAAUAUUGUGGCGGAAAGUAGAAAGUGUGUAGUAAUGCAACGAAUGAGGGUUAGCAAAAAUACAACUGGAACAGCUUAUGGUUUAUUUGUGUAAUAAUUUGUUGACAGCUUUUCUGAGUGGCUACUAGAACCGGAAAUGUUAGAAUUCAGUCUUCAGGUCGAGCCCUUCGGUUCUUGUUCUCUGUUUAAAGAGGUGUGAAGAGCUCAUGUGUGUUUGCGUGCUAAGGGUCUUACGGUUUCCCAGAGAUGUCACCAGUCUGCAAUCAUAAUAGGGCUAUUGUCUCCUAAGACGAGAGGCUCUUGUCACGGUCGUGUGCUCACUGUAUGCCGUCAUCUUAAAGGAAACUUGAAUCUAUUCCUUGCCUGGGAAACAACCUCAAUAAUGUUUAAAGGGCCAUGAUGUAUUUGAAGCUGGAAUUCAAUCCAGAAUAGCAUUUCUGAGCAGUCACUGUGGUAUUUGCAGAAAGCUUGUGACAAACUUUGUAAGGACACUUAAGGGAUAAACGUUCUUGAUUCUCUUACUAUCUUAGGCAGGAUUAGUGAAAACUGAUAAUGGAAGAUGCUUCAAUUCAUGAUGAAAACUGUGUAUUUUGAGUUAUAUGUACCGGAAUAAAUGAUGUUCAAAUGAUUUACACAAAUUCUAAUAAAGCCAUUGAGUAUAGAGUUGAAAAGGAUGUACCCUUAAUAUAGAUUUUGUAUGUUGUUGAUUUAUGACCCAUAACAAUCAUUUCCAAUUUUGUUUUUAAAAUAAGACAUCCCUCAUGCAAUGUCAUUGAUUUAUUUAUCUAGCCCUGACACAUGUAGACUUGAAUAAAUUAUUAUCUGACACUUUUGUUUUCCUUCUUAAAUUUUCCAUGAC